AGAGAAAACGAAACUGAAUCCUAUCAGUGUUCGUGGUAAAAUGGCAGAAGCUAGUGUUGCAGUGGAUCUGAGCCAGUUCAGCUGCCCAAUCUGUCUGGAUCUACUGAAGGAUCCAGUGACUAUCAACUGUGGAAACAGUUACUGUAUGAGCUGCAUUAAGAGCCACUGGGAUCAGGAAGAUCAUGCUGGAGUUUACAGCUGCCCCCAGUGCAGACAGACCUUCAUACCCAGACCUGUUCUGGGCAGAAACACCAUACUGGUUGAAGUGGUGGAGAAACUGAAGAAGACUGGACUACAAGCAACUACUCCUGCUGACCAUUAUGCUGGACCUGGAGAUAUGGAGUGUGACGUCUGUACUGGGAGAAAACACAAAGCUGUCAAGUCCUGCCUGGUGUGUCUGGCCUCCUACUGCGAAACUGACCUGCAGCUUCACAAUAAACUCCACCACACAAAACAACACAAGAUCGUUGAUGCCAUCAGCCAUCUGAAGGACAAGGUCUGUUCCCACCAUGACAAAGCCCUGGAGAUCCACUGCCGUACCGACCAGCAGUGUAUCUGUUAUCUCUGUAUGCUGGAUGAACACAGAGGCCAUGAUACAGUAUCAGCUGCUGCAGGAAGGCCGGAGAUACAGAAACAAAUGGGAGAAACACAGAAGGAAUUUCAGCAGAGAAUUCAGAUGAGAGAGAAGGAGCUGCAGGAGCUGAGAGAGGCUGUGGACUCAUUCACAGGCUCAGCACAGUCAGCAGUGGAGGACAGCGAGAGGAUCUUCACUGAGAUGAUCCGCUCCAUUGAGAGAAGACGCUCUGAGGUGACAAAGCUGAUCAGAGAUCAGGAGAAGGCUGUAGUGAGUCAGGCUGAAGGACACAUGGAGAGACUGAAGCAGGAGAUUGAUGAACUGAAGAGGAGACACUCUGAGCUGGAGCAGCUUUCACACACAGAGGAUCACAUCCAUUUCCUCCAGAGGUAUCAGAGUCUUCCUGGCACCCCUGAGGCUGGAUUUGAACCCAGAAUCUCAGUCAAUCCACAUUGGUAUUUUGGAAAUGUGAGGAAGGUGGUUUCUGAACUGAAGGAUCAACUGGAGAAUAUUUAUAAAACGAAAACAGAAGAGAUCCAUGACACAGUUACCAAAGACACCAUCAUACAGUUUUUAGUGCCCAGGACCAGAUCAGAAUUCUUACAAUACUCCUGCCAGCUGACGUUGGACCCCAACACAGCAAACAGCCACCUGUCUCUGUCAGAGGGGAACAGGAAGGUGACAGGGGGGGCAGAGCAGCCAUAUCCUGAUCAUCCAGAGAGAUUUGACUGCUGGUACCAAGUUCUGUGCAGAGAGAGUCUGACUGGUCGCUGUUACUGGGAGGCUGAGUGGAGUGGAGAUGGAGCCCGGAUAGGAGUGACUUAUAAAGGAAUCGGGAGGAAAGGAUGGAGUGAUGACUGUCGGCUUGGAGACAAUGACAAGUCAUGGAUGCUGAUCUGCCUUCCUGACAGUUACUCUGUCUGGCACAAUAAUAAAAAGACUGUCAUACCCAUAAAGCCCUCAGGCUCCCGCAGAGUAGGAGUGUAUCUGGACUGGGCGGCUGGUACUCUGUCCUUCUACAGAGUCUCCUCUGAUGGACUGACCCUCCUGCACAGCUUCACCUCCUCAUUCACUGAACCCCUCUAUCCAGGGUUUUGGGUUUAUUAUACAAACUCCUCUGUGUUGCUGUGCAUGCUGGGAUAGCUCACUGUGUGCUGGAGGAAUCAUUUU
Molecule: messenger RNA, 1744 nt
Organism: Brienomyrus brachyistius
Lineage: Eukaryota; Metazoa; Chordata; Actinopteri; Osteoglossiformes; Mormyridae
Product: tripartite motif-containing protein 16-like protein
Exons: 6
Coding region: 41-1717 (558 amino acids)
Molecular function (GO): protein binding; zinc ion binding
Source: RefSeq, a predicted model, not a curated record